This is a messenger RNA of Akanthomyces muscarius, 345 nucleotides long. RefSeq lists its product as uncharacterized. Lineage: Eukaryota; Fungi; Ascomycota; Sordariomycetes; Hypocreales; Cordycipitaceae. The record is from RefSeq and is a predicted model, not a curated record. Bases 1 to 345 code for a protein of 114 amino acids. The transcript has a single exon.
AUGAUAGACAACGAAUGGGUUUCGGUCAUGGUUUCCGACAUUUCCAGUGCCUUUGCAAAAGGGCAGGUAGAGGACGCGCAUAAGCUCAUCGAGGAAGUACUAGCCAAAAUUAACAGAGACGGAGUUCCCGCCUUCUACGCGGAAUUUGCUAUAAUUGCGGAACAUACACAUAGUAUUCGCGCAUUCGAGGAUUACAUGGACCUCAAAGAAAUUGAGUAUAAACCCGAAAGCAGCGAGGGCCCGAUGAGCGACGUUCCAGAGGACCCGGAGAGCGAUGAUGGUGGGGAGACGUUCAGCAAUGUUGGAGAGGACCCGACGGGCGAUGAUUCAGGGGUUGAAUUAUGA